This is a messenger RNA of Sycon ciliatum, 827 nucleotides long. Its product is annotated as carboxypeptidase N subunit 2-like. The transcript is spliced from 10 exons. NCBI's taxonomy places the organism in Eukaryota, Metazoa, Porifera, Calcarea, Leucosolenida, Sycettidae. Gene Ontology annotation, molecular function: protein binding. The record is from RefSeq and is a predicted model, not a curated record. The coding region runs from base 111 to 827 and encodes 238 amino acids.
ACGACCAAUCGGCAUUUCGCAACAGAAGGAGGGCUGUCGAGAGAGGGAACCCAAGUUCCUAUGUGGCAUAAUAUCUUUGGAUCUCACAGGCUGUUUGCAACGAAGACAUCAUGAACGUUUCAAACUUGUGUGUCUUAACGGUAACUGUGAUUUGUAUGGUGCUAGCUUGGAGUGAACCUUCCAAAGCCUGUGGUUCGUGUACAUGUAGCAACGGAGUUGUCAUGUCGUGCCCAAACAUUGUCCAAAUUUCUUUGCGCUCUAGCGGUUUGACGAAUCUCAGUGGCUCAGCAUUUCAGAAUAACAAGAUCGUUACGAACAUAGAUUUGUACGGUAAUCAACUUGUUCACCUACCUGCCGGUCUGUUCAAAGCCACAACCAAAUUACAAACCCUAAAUUUGAGGUAUAAUCUACUGGUUGACCUACCUGACGGGCUGUUCAAAGCCACAACCGAAUUACAAACCCUAGAUUUGGAUGAUAAUCCACUUGUUCACCUACCAGCCGAACUGUUUAAUGCCACAACCAAAUUGGAAAACCUAUAUUUGAGCCGUGUACAAUUGGAUUACCUACCUGCCGGGCUGUUCGACGCCAUAACCAGAAUAAAGGUCAUGUAUUUCUGGGGUAAUAAAUUUGAUCACCUACAUGCCGGGCUGUUCAAAGCGACAACCGAAUUAGAAUCCCUAUAUUUCGUGAGGAAUCAACUUGUAGACCUACCUGACGGGCUGUUCAAAGCCACAACCAAAUUAGAAACCCUAGAUUUGAAAGAGAAUCAACUUGUUCACCUACCUGUCGGGCUGUUCAACGCCACAACCAAAUUACGAAAGCUGUAA